AAGUAUGUGUACAUAUACAAGGAAUUUGACUCCGAUUUUUCGUUGAGUGAAAAUACAUUUAGUCAGACUGGUUAUUGCACUUUAAUUGAAUUGAAUAAUUGAACAAACCAAAGGUCUUUCAUCGAGUGUUAAUUUGGAUUGUGUCUUUUUCCUGAAAGUCGUGAACGCAGCAUCAGAAUCCCGCCUCCUCCUCCUCCAGUUCCGGUUUAGACCAACAUGGCGGCUGUUCGCUGACAGCCAGCAGCUCUUCAGAUUAAACUCCGAGUUUAUAUUAAUAUAUACAGUUUUCUAAUGAAAUACAUCAACUCAGAGACAUUUUCUGUUUGACUUCAGCUCGUUAAAACCUGCAGUGUGUCUGUAACUCUGCUGACGGCUGUUCACCAGAAACCAAUAAACCCAGUUUGAGUUCUCACCAUGAUCAGACCCAGAUGAACCAGUUCUGGUCCUGCAUGGUGAUGGAUCCGGUCUGACCGACCCUGGUAGACCACUGGAGUCAUGGAGAAGUUCGGGAUGAGUUUCGGGGGUGGUCCCAGCAGGAAGGAUUUGCUGGACACCAUCGAGUCCCAGAAGAAGCAGCUGGUCCAGUACCAGACCCGCUUCAAGGACGUGGUCCAGGCCUAUAAGAGUCUUCUGAAGGAGAAGGAGGCUCUGGAGGCCAGUCUAAAGGUCCUAACAGUGACCCAGGAGGUGGACCUGAACCAGCAGGGCCAGGACACCGUCACCUCGGACCUCCUAGAGGAUGGCUGCUCGCUGCACAGCGAGGACAGCGUGGACACGGCGGCAUCUGUGGACACGCCCAGUGAGACCACCAGGGGAGACCAGAGUGAGGAGGACCAGGGAGAAUCAGGAGGAAAGUCCAGCUCAAUGCCCCUGAGGUCCGACCCGGAUGCCGACGGCUCAGAGAGCAGCAGCGUGGGGGCAGAGCGGCAGCUACAGGCCACUCCCCCUCCCAGUGCAGACGCGGACCGCCGAGUCGCCCAGCGGAGGAGCCAACUGAGCACGCUCACCAACGCCCUGGCCACAGUGACGCACGAGAAGUCUCGGAUGGAGGCGAGUUUCCAGGCCGACAAGCGUCAGCUGAAGCAGGAGGUGGAGGAGCUGCAGGACCGCCUGGUCACUGUGACGACGCAGCAGGAGGCGGAGCUGCGCACCCUGCAGCAGCAUCUGGCCGAGAGCCGCGCUCGCAUCAUCACGCAGCAGCACGAGAGGGAGCAGGAGCAGGGAGACCACGUCCAGCAGCUGCGAGAGCUGCAGAGGAUCCUGCAGCAGGAGAGAGACUUGCGACAGGAUGCAGAGCUCCGCCUACAGGACGCCAAUGCCGCACUCCUCAUGACAUCACAGGCCGUGGACCGGGGGGCGGAGUUGGAGGUUCACCUGAACAAGGUGAGGGAGGAGAGAGACGAGCUGAGGAGGAGGCUGCAAGCCGCCGAGGAGGACCAAAAGAAACCAGAUCCCAGAGUGGACGAACUGCAGCGAGAGCUAACGAAGCUGAAAAACCACUUACAGCAGCAGUUCCACAGUGAAACCAGGAAGGCGUGCGAUGCAGAGGAGCGUGCUCGUGAGCGCGCUCAGGCGGCAGAGAUGAGGGUUGCUGGUCUGGAGCAAAGAGUCUCUGAACUCUCGGAGCUGCUGGGUUCCUGUGAGAAGACGAGGCAGAGAGACCAGCAGACCGCUCAGAGACUUCGAGACCGGAUCCUGCAGCUCGACACAGAGAACAAAACGCUUGCCAUCGCCACCUCCGGCAGGACGACCUCUGACCUCAGCUUGGACGAGUCGCAGCUGGACGUCAGCGUGCUGAAGGAGAAGCUGGAGAAGGUGAAGAAGCUGCUGCUGGCAGCUCAGAGGAACCCGGACCAGAAUAUCCAGAACCUGGCAGAGACCGCGGCGGAGCUGGGCGAAGACAAAGGCUCGGUGCUGUUCUACCAGCAGGAGCUGCGGCAGCUCAAGGACGAGUUUGAGCGCUACAAGCUGCGAGCGCAGGUGGUGCUGAAGAACAAAAACGCCAAAGAUGGCUGCCAGGCGAAGGAGCUGGAGGAGAUCCGGGACCAGCUGUCGGAGCUGAAGGAGAAGUACAUCAACCUGCGGAUCCAGAGCGACGAGGCCGAGGCCCGACACCGCCGCGAGCUGGAGGAGCAGCAGCAGCAGGCGGCGGCGCUGCAGCAGACUCACAGACAGGAAGUGGAGCGGGUGGAGGCGCUGCACCGCGACGACCUGCUGCGACUGGAGGCGGAGCUGCACAAACAGAGAGAGAGAACCAUGGCACUGCUGGACGAGAAGGACCAGGAGCUGGAGAGACUGCGGGCCGCCGCGCUCAGCUGCAGCCACGACACCGACAAGAUGGCCGCCGACGAGCACGAGUCCGGCCCGGAGAGCGAGGGUGACAUCAUCAGCCAGGCCCUGCGGCGGACGACGCCCAACGAGCCCACGCUGCUGCUGUACGCCGAGCAGCUGGCUAGGAAGGAGGUGGAGGUGGGCGGCCUGCGGCGGCAGAAGCACCGCCUGGAGGAGGACGUCCACCAGCUGCAGGCGAGGCUCAUCACUAACGGAGAGCGACACGACGAGGAGGUGUCAGAGCUGCGAGGACAACUCGACAAACUGAUGAGAGAUCAGAGCAGAGAGGGCGCCAACAUGGAGUACCUGAAGAACGUCAUCUACAAGUUCCUGACGCUGCAGGACGCCAGCGGGAGGCAGCAGACGCUCACCGCCAUCCUGACCAUCCUGCACUUCAGCCCGCAGGAGAAGCACAGCGUCAUGAGGCUGCAGGGGGCGACCUGGUGGACCGCCAAGAGGUAAUAAAAACACCUGAAGAAGAAACUGUACUGCCUGCGUUUAUUACACCAAAGCUCAGACGAUAUGAAGGGAGCCGUAGUUUCCAGUUUCCUGAUGAUUAUCUGACGUUUAAAUUGAUAGAAAACUUCAUGAAGUUUGGUUUCUAUCAGCUGCUCACUGAGCUGAGGUUCUGUCUGAACUGUACGUAGAUAUGAACAAACGGAAAUAAACGAGUGUCACUGAGUAAACUUAAAGAAAACAUUACAGAGAAAACUU
Molecule: messenger RNA, 3045 nt
Organism: Siniperca chuatsi (mandarin fish)
Lineage: Eukaryota; Metazoa; Chordata; Actinopteri; Centrarchiformes; Sinipercidae
Gene: gcc1
Product: GRIP and coiled-coil domain containing 1
Exons: 4
Coding region: 496-2793 (765 amino acids)
Cellular component (GO): Golgi apparatus
Source: RefSeq, a predicted model, not a curated record